Messenger RNA from Prosopis cineraria, 1525 nucleotides. RefSeq lists its product as uncharacterized. The transcript has 9 exons. Gene Ontology annotation, molecular function: histone H4 acetyltransferase activity; protein N-terminal-serine acetyltransferase activity; histone H2A acetyltransferase activity. The record is from RefSeq and is a predicted model, not a curated record. Gene Ontology annotation, cellular component: nucleus. Bases 374 to 1177 code for a protein of 267 amino acids. Lineage: Eukaryota; Viridiplantae; Streptophyta; Magnoliopsida; Fabales; Fabaceae.
CCAUGGGCUUAGCAACCGGGUUACCCUCAUAACCCGAUUGGGAGGAGACUGGAGGGCCGAGAGAUCGCAGAGAACCCGAACGCAGAACUGAGAAGUCGCUGUCGCAAGGGGGGCGUGUUCGUGAAUCGCGCGAAUGGCUACCGUUUGACGUCGGGCCCAUUUCAUUUCUCCGGCCAAGGCUUAAAACGCUCUGUCGCACGUCAGUCCGCAAGCCUCCAACGCGGGAGAAGCAGUCGAUCUUCUAUUCGAUUUCGGCUUAAAACCGUUUUAUUCUUCAGGUUAAGUGCAUUCAAUCUUGUGGUUGUUGGUCCGAAUCAGAUGGUGCAAGCAAAUGAAUUCUAAGUGAGAUUUGGCCAUUCAGUGCUGAGCCAUUAUGGAGUCAAAGAGACUCCAUGCAAGUUGUUCUAGGAACAUUGGCAAUGAUAGUGUAAACAAGUUAAAGAUGGUUACUCGGAGAGAGAUUCUUGCCAAGAAGAAAGCCAUUCAAGAACUCAUUAAAGCAGCAUAUGUUGUGAAGGACCAUAUUGCUUUUUCCCCCUUGUUUCACCAUUAUGACAGAAAUGGUCUGUCUGUGAAUUUGGAAUCUGGGCGUGGAGAUAAAUUGUCCGUUACUGUUAAGAACUACAUUCAAAAUCUCCUCAAGCAAAACAUGGAAGGACAUUAUGGUUCUGAGUGGCUAGUGGAAGAAAAGGUGAAGCGCAGAGAAAUGGUUGCUCCAGAAGCACGUUAUAUAUUUGUGCAGGAGGGCAUUGCCAACACAAAUUUUAAUAAGAAGACAAUGGAGUUAAUUGCAGGAAAAACUUCAACUAGUUGUUUAGAAAAUAAUGGCCCCUUGGUUGGAUUUGUACAUUACAGAUUUAUUGUGGAAGAAGACAUGCCUGUGCUCUAUGUGUAUGAAUUACAGCUUGAGCCUCGUGUCCAGGGAAAAGGACUUGGAAAGUUUUUAAUGCAACUAAUUGAGCUAAUAGCCCACAAGAACCGUAUGGGUGCUGUCAUGCUAACUGUUCAGAAAGAAAACUUGUUUGCUAUGAAUUUCUAUAUAAAUAAGAUGAGAUAUAACAUAUCAACUAUGUCACCAUCAAAAGUUAAUCCAAUGAUAGGGAUUGAGAGCAGUUAUGAAAUUCUUUGCAAAACAUUUAAUGAGGAAGCUAAAACUACAUUGGAGGAUCCAGGAUGAAUUGAAGGAAGUUAUUUAUCAUGUUCGUCGUUAUAACCUUUCAACUGUAUGAGUAAUUGAAAUUACUUGUUCUCACUAUCAUGUGAUGAUGUGAAUCUGUUGAAUUCUUGUAUGUUGCUUUCGUCUCCUUAGUGUUAGUGAAGAACACGAGGUUGAUGGAGGACGUAUUAGUGCUGAAACUCUGAAGUCGUCCAUUUUAUUGGUAUCCCAUCACCUGAAUGUGGAAAUCUUUUAUACAUUGACAUGAUUUUAGCUGUAUUUUUGCACGGUUUUCUGUGUAGCCUCAUAUUUGGAAAAAAAAACAAAAAACGAAGAACAUUGGUGAUAUGCUAAUUAUUUUUUCAUGAA